This is a messenger RNA of Lotus japonicus, 672 nucleotides long. RefSeq lists its product as uncharacterized. Gene Ontology annotation, molecular function: DNA-binding transcription factor activity, RNA polymerase II-specific; malonate-semialdehyde dehydrogenase (acetylating, [NAD(P)+]) activity; methylmalonate-semialdehyde dehydrogenase (acylating, NAD+) activity. NCBI's taxonomy places the organism in Eukaryota, Viridiplantae, Streptophyta, Magnoliopsida, Fabales, Fabaceae. Gene Ontology annotation, biological process: thymine catabolic process; L-valine catabolic process. The transcript has 2 exons. The record is from RefSeq and is a predicted model, not a curated record. Gene Ontology annotation, cellular component: mitochondrion. The coding region runs from base 1 to 672 and encodes 223 amino acids.
AUGACAAGCACAUUUUUCUAUGAUGAUGAAAUGCUGCUUCUAAAACAAGAUAAUGAUGUCAGUGAAGGAAUGUUGCUUCAACAACAAGAUAAUGUUCAGCCUAUAAGUGUGGAUACCACUCAUUUAUGGUCGACCGAUCAGAUAUUUGAAAUUGUUGAUGACCUUAAACAAUGGGCUAAGAAUGUUGGGAAGGACAAUGGAUAUGCGAUUGUGACUGGAAGGUCUGAUUAUUCCAGAAAAGGUGGAAAUAUGUAUAUUAUUCUGCGGUGCUCGAAGCAUGGUGUGUAUAUCCCGUACAAGGACCCUAAGUCCUUCAAGUACAACUCCACCGGAUCACAAAAAUGUAAUUGUCCUUUUAAACUUAAAGGACGACCUACGGAGGGUGAUAGAAAUUGGUGGCUGAAAGUGUUGGAAGGGGUACACAACCAUGAACCAGCUAGAUCUUUGGUUGGCCAUUCCUAUGCUGGUCGACUAACAGAAGAAGAGAAGGUUCAAGUCGACAACAUGAAUAACAAUUGGGUCCCACCGAGACACAUGUUGGCCACUUUGAAGGAAAAUAAUCCGGGUAACUUGUCUACCAUCACUCAAGUGUAUAAUCGCAUCAAAAAAGUUAAAGAACUAGACCGCGGGCCACUUACAGAGAUGCAAUAUUUGCUGAAGAAGUUGGCAUAA